UGUGGGCCGGUGAUGACGGGCCGGUGACUUGCCCCAGAGCUGCGGCCGCCAGGUGUUUUGUGAAUUUACUCUUCAGUGAUUACAUACAUAGAAAUCUCAUUAUGGCGACUUUCCAGCCUUUCAGGAAGAGUCAUAUGAAGACUAGAGCAUCUGUCAGAAAAAGCUUCAGUGAAGAUGUGUUCCAGUCUGUGAAGUCUUUAUUAGAAAGUGAGAAGGAACUGUGCAGUAUAUCAAUAGAGGACUGUGUAAGGCAGGAUGAACAUGCCAAUUUAACAGAGGUGACAUUUCUAGGCUUUAAUGAAGAAACAGAUGCUGCUCAUAUACAGGAUUUAGCUGCAGUUUCUUUGGAACUUCCAGAUCUUCUGAAUUCACUCCACUUCUGUAGUCUAAAUGAAAAUGAAAUUAUUUGUAUGAAGGAUAUAAGUAAAACAUCAGAUAUAAACAGCCGUCCUCUAAAUCAGAAUCAUCAUUCUGGAAUGCUUUGUGUUAUGAGAGUGUCACCUACAUUACCAAGACUCAGAAUUGAUUUUAUCUUUAGUCUUCUAAGUAAAUAUGCCACUGGUAUAAGAUACACCCUGGACACAUUCUUGCAUCAGAGGCGUCAGCUUGAGAUCACUGAUGAAGAUGAUGAUGAUGAUGAUGAUACCAACCAGUCUGUGUCUUCCAUAGAGGAUGAUUUUGUCACAGCUUUUGAGCAAUUAGAAGAAGAAACUUCAAAGCCACAUGAUGAUGGAAUAAAUAUUUCCACACUAAAGAGCCAAUGUGAUGCUGCCUCUCAGACUACUUCUGGUCAUCUCUUAGAAACCCAUGAUUUAAAGACACUGGUUAGCUCUGGACAGCCAAAGUCAUUGGAUAAACCUCCAUCUUUUGUAAAUACUCUGGAACACAAAGAACCACCUGUGAAAACUUCAGUUACAACAUCUGUUUCAGAGCCUUGGAUCCAAAGAAGUUUCUAUAAGUCAUCUAAUGCUUCAGAUAAAGGUAGUGAUAUACAGAAAACACUUUUUUCUUCGUCUCCUGCCUACUCAUCUGAAUCUGAAUGUUCUAGUCCAAGUCCUGUUAUUUUCUUGGAUGAAGAGGGAUAUCAAAAAAUUUUAAAAGCUAAACUUGAACUGCCUAAAAUUCCUGUGAUGAAAGAUGAUAUAGAGGAUUCAGACUCAGAAGUCAGUGAAUUUUUUGACAGUUUUGAUCAGUUUGAUGAAUUAGAACAAUCUUUAGAAACUUCCUGUCUCCUUAUAAAGGAGCCUGCUGUAGGGAAGUCAUUGCAGAAGAAAGGGCACAAACAUGAAAAAUCUUGUAUGAAUCCUCAAAAAUUCAAGUUUGAUUGUCCAGCUCUUCCAGCUAACGUUAGAAAGCCAACUCCUCGUAAACCAGAAUCUCCAUACAGCAACCUGGGUGAUACUCCAGAUUCUCCCCGCCCAGCAAAGGCAUCGGGAGAUGAUAGUGGUUUGUUUAGCCCUGUUCGAUCCUCUGCUUUUAGUCCUCUUGGAAACUAUACUCCUGCUGAAUGUUUUUGCCAGACAGAUAUUGGUGGAGAUAAGAGUCUUGAAAAUCACAGUUCUACUUAUCACACUUACGAAGAUUAUGCAAAUAGUUUUUCAUGUGAAGUUCUAGGCUCAAUUCUUCAUCCUCAAAAUGCUAAUGCAAUGUCAAACAUUAAUAGCAUUAAAAGGAGAGAUAAAAUUGUAGCUUUUAAGCAUGGAAACCUUGAUCAAAAAAAUAAAUCUAAAAGUAAAUCUUUAAUGAUUAAAGAUAGCAUUCAGAAAUUUGCAGCAGAUCUUGUGGAGAAAAGUUUUGGCAGUGCAUUUAAAGACUUACAGAAAGGAGUCUCUUCAUGUACCAAUGCACUGUGCCACUUAGCCAUCAAAUUGACAUCAUCUGUUUUUCAGAUGGCAUUUAAUGAACUAAGACGACAGCGUGCAUUUUACCUGAAAGAACGUGCCAUUGGUAGUCUGGCUAAUUUUUUGGUGAGUGAAGCCUUAUCAAACGCCUUGAAAGAUUUACAGUAUGUGAAGAGGCAGAUAUUUACAAACACAGUUGCUAGAUUUGCUACAGAUCUUGCAGAAGAACUUGUUUUUGAAGGUAUCAUGGAGGUGUGUCAGUUUUCAUAUCCUCCAACACCUGCAUCUCCACAGGGCCAUUCAUUUGACUUUGAAGACAAAGUAGUGAAAUCAUAUGCAAAAGAUUUGUCUGAAUCUGUUAUACAGGAAGCAUUCAUUGAGCUAUCACAAGUUGAUGUGACCUUCACGACAAAGGCAGCAGUUAGUGUUUCUAUGGAUAACAACAAGUAUGUGAGUGCAGAAAGCAUGCCAUCCACACAGACCUUUCCAUUUUCUCCAUCUUUCAACAGUCCAUCAAGUGUGGCAACAAAACCAAUACUGGACUACAAAAAAGAAUACACAGUGCAGCAGGCCUUGAUUUGUACUUCAGGAGUUGUCACUUCCAUACCAGUACCUUUGGCAGGAAGUGCCCUUCUCCCAUAUCAUAUUUCAUCUACUUUGUUUCAAGCUAAGUCUCAUGGGUCAUCUAUUGAUAGUAAUACAAAUGGUGAUUCCACCCAAAUAGAUGUUACUGCGAAAAACAAAGAGGAAGUAGCUUGUAUGAGAAAUACUGGUUUACCUUCAGAACCCAGUCCAGAUACUCAGAAUGAUUUAAAACCAACUAAUGUUACUGACAUGCAGAAUUCUUCAAAACCAACAAAUGGUCCAGGGAUUAUUAGCAACUUUUCUGCUGCAAUGGUGCAUACAAUAGUAAAUGAAACUUUAGAAUCAAUGACAUCAUUCAAAGUUACAAAAACAGUUGAUGAAAAGACAGACUAUUUAACUAAAACAAUAAAGGGGAAAACUUCUUUUCCUCAAUGUGAUCAAGCAACAUCACAGCAGAGUGAAGCUUGCAAUAAGGAUGUGUUUGCUGAACAGUUAUCUAAAUCUAUUAUUAAACAUUCCAUAGAUAAAAGCAAAACAGUGACCCCAAAUUUAGAUAAAACUGCAGUAUGUAAAAGAGGCUUGCCUAUUCUUGAAGAAGGAUCACAGCUGACCUUGGAAAAGUUCCCUAAAUUUCUUGAGGCUCACUAUCACUUACCUCACUGUUCAUUUUCAUUUGGAAAAGAUAGUGUUCCAGAAUGUAAAGAGACUAUUGAUGCUUAUGGACUUCCUGUAGAGAUGGUGCCACCUGGUGCGAGUCAGAAAGCUGAUUUGAAGGAACUUCCUAAAGAUAAACUGGUGAAAAAACAUCCAAAUAACACAGCAAUUGAGCCCUUGUCUUUUGGACAUGAUAGUUCUUUUCAUCACUCACAUACUUUGUCAUCUCCAGUACUUACCUGUGUAGAUGGCCUACACAUGGAAGAUAAACAGAAAAUCAAAGAGAGAAAUGUAAUACCCAAUACUCCUCCAUCAACUCCUCUAGUACCCUCCCAGGCUGGUUCUGAAUGGGACAUCAAGAAAUUAACCAAAAAGCUCAAGGGGGAAUUAGCCAAAGAAUUUGCACCUGCUACACCACCUUCUACACCUCAUAACUCCUCUGUUGGUAGUUUGACUGAAAAUGAACAACAUACUAUAGAAAAAGAAGAAUUCAUGCUGAAACUCAUGCGAUCUCUUUCUGAAGAAGUUGAAAGUGGUGAAGGUGAAGAGCAUCCAGAAGUGGAUGUCAAGUCAGAGAACUCAGGGAAGAAAGUUCAGUUUGCAGAAGCCCUGGCUACACACAUCAUCUCUUUUGCAACUGAGAUGGUAGCCUCCCAUAUAGAUCAUGAAAUAACUCAAGAACCCAAGGUUCAAAAUCCUUGCUUAAGUGUUCAGAGUCCAAGAAGUACAUUGCCUACUUUUGUCAGUCAUUCAGAUGACAAUUUACAAACUUGCAAUUUUGCAGGUAAUAUGGCCGCAGAAGUUAUUGUAGAAACUGAGAAAACAGCAAAAGUUCGGAGUUGUGCACUUUUCAGGCAGAAGAAGAACAGUUGUUAUCAUGAUGGUGACCAAGACAGGUCAGAAGAGAAGUUGGAUACAGAGGUUGUAGCACACCCCAGAGAAGUGGAUCCAUUUAUUCUGUCCUUACCACCAAGUUCUGGGAUGUCGGGUCUGACAUACAAGUAUCCUAGCUGUGAAAGUGUGACAGAUGAAUAUGCAGGUCAUAUUAUCCAAAUAUUAAAACAGGAAGGUGGUAAUGGUGAGUUAAUAAUGGAUCAGUAUGCCAAUAGACUUGCUUAUCGAUCCAUUAAGUCAGGAUUACAAGCAGCAGCUAAGAUAGCCAAGAAGAAGUAUAACUCAAAAAUGUUCCCUGAGCAAAGUUCACAAGUGAAAAGCAGCAAUGAGCUGUUCAUAUUCUCAAAGAAGGAGCACCACCUUGAAGUAGAGAAAACAAGACAAAGGAAAAGAAAUGGAGGUCACAUUUGCAAAAACCAAACUUGUGAAAAGACACAGGAUUCGUGUAGAAAUGAUUGCUCUGAACUGUAUAGUUUCUCGGCCUCUCUUGCUCACAGUAUAACAAGAGAUGUUAAAAAAGAGUUAACAGCACCUGCCAUUGACUCAACAAAAUCCCUAACAGAUACUUGCCUUUUUGAAAAAACUGGAUGUGUUGAAGAUACUGAAUGUGUCACUAAACCAGAAUUUCCUAAAUCUCUUCAGCGUUCCUUACAAAACUGUGGCUUUUACCAUCAUGCUGGCAGCUUUGGUGAAUAUGGUUCAGGGGAUAAUGUUAUCCAAACCAUAGAACAGUAUGCUAAAAAAGUAGCAGAUGAUACUUUAGAACUUGGCUUAGGAUCCACAGUUUUCCAAGUGACUGAGGCUACGAAAUUGGUGGAUAGGAUCACUUAUGCUGAAAAAUUGUCACCUCUUAUAAAUCAAGCUUGCAGAUAUUGUGACCUUAAAGAAUUCCAUGAUUGUACUGGAAACUCAUCCCAGCAGUUUUCCAGACAGGGGUCAUGUGCUAGUAGGAAGCCAGCUUCAAAUCCAAACCUUAGCAACAUCUAUCAGAAAUCUAGAAUUUUUCAUCUUGAUGUCCCUCAAAUUCAUGUUAAUCUUGAUAAAAAGACAGUGCUUGCGGAGAAAAUAGUUGCUGAAGCCAUUGAGAAAGCAGAGAGAGAGCUGAGCAACACCAGUUUGGCAGCUGAUAGUGGAAUUGGACAAGAUGGCAUUAGCUUUGCUGAAAGCCUUACCACAGAAAUAAUGACCUCUGCCAUGAUGAAUGUUGGGCAUGAUUUCAGCAGUUCAAAAGAAAUAGAAGACUUUCCAUCCAAUGAGUCAUUUAGUAGCCAGCAGAUGAAUCUCAGUGUUGGUGAGGACAGCACGGGUAGCUGGUCCAAUUUAAGUUUUGAGGAUGAUCACCAAGAUGACAGCAGCAGUUUUCAUCAUCUCAGUGAAAGCAGUAAUGGUAACAGCAGUAGCUGGAGCAGUCUUGGUUUAGAAGGAGAUUUGUAUGAGGACAAUUUAUCCUUUCCAACAUCAGACAGUGAUGAGCCAGAAGAUGAAGAUGAAGAGCAUGAGGACAAUGUAGAAUGUUUGGAGCAAAAUGGAAAGACUCUACUGAUUACGAAUAUUGAUAUGGAGCCGUGUACAGUAGACCCGCAGCUAAGGAUUAUUCUUCAGUGGCUUGUUGCCUCUGAGGCUGAAGUUGCAGAACUGUGUGUUCAUGACUCUGCAAAGAAGGAAUUUAUACUACUUUCAAAACAGUUACAAGAAAAAGGAUGGAAAGUAGGAGACCUCCUGCAGGCUGUACUUAAAUACUAUGAAGCAGUGGAAAAGCCCUCCAGUGAAGAGAGGCGCAAGUCGCUGUUCGAUUGGCUCCUGGAAAAUGCAUAGAACAAACCCUGAGCCAUUAUAUUUUAUUAUUUGUUUGGGAAAGGAAGAAACAGAUUAAUAUGUUUAUGAUAAAUUUGAAAUAGUGAAUAUUAAAAUCUUAAAUGAGUUGGGAGGAAAGUAAAUACAGCUUUUUAAGUGCUUUCUGUCAUCACAAUGUAUAUAAUUCAUACUUUUAUAAAAUCUCCGUUAAAAUAUUAUCCUCACUUAAUUCUUCUAUACAUACAUGUGUGGUGUGUUGAUUUCCUAAGAACAUGGAUAUGAAAGAAAGUCUAACCAUGAGGUUUUCUGGGACAUCCAACAGCACUCUUUUUGGAUCCAAAUAGUGCUGCUUGAAACUGCACUGAGCUGCUGAGGAGAGGAUCCAGUAAAUGAGAAUUAUAAUUUUGCUCCUUUGCAAACAAAUGCCGCUGACUAAUAUCUAGCAUCAAAAAAAUAAAGCUGAGUAUUUUUUUGUUUCUGGUAGAUGUUUAUUCUUUUUGUCCUGUUUUAAAAAUUGGCUUUAUUUUCAUAGUUCAGCUACUGGUAGCUUUUUGAUUCCCUAAAGUAAUGUUUUAGGUUUCUCUGAACACUGUGAGUGUUAACUUUCCCCAGCUUGCCAUCAAAUGACAUUUUUUGCUAAUGUCGCCAGUUGUUUUGGCAGGCAACCACUUUCUAGAAAUGAAAUGAGUAUGUGAGUAUACAUGUAUGAGUGUGUGUGUGUGAGAGAGAGAGUGAAUGAGUGAGUGAAUGAGUAAAGGAGAACUUUAACUUUGCCACUGCUUUGUUCUAACCAUCUUAUUUUAAUGUUUUCUUAGUUAGAAACCCUCUAGAUACAUUAAAAAGGUGCUUAAAAUAAAAUGUCUUUAAAGAUUGUGCAGUAAGAAUUUUUGUCUUUUGACAUCCUAUAAAUAAAAGUUCAGCUUACAAAAUACUGAAAUUUUUUAAAUUAGUAUUAAAAUAGAAAUGCAUUCAGUGGAGCCUAUAAUGGUUUUCAUUGUGGAUUUUUGGGGGAAAAAACUCCCCAUUUUACCAAGAUUUUUUUUCUCUUUAAAAAAAAGGGGUUUUUCUCUUCCAAUAAAAUGUAUCCCCACUAUUUUGUAAAGUUCUCUGACAUGGCCUUUCUGGCCUCUCUUCAUGUCCUGCCCCUUUGUCUGUAGAAACUUGAGUUUGAGGACCAAGACUGUGUCUUGUUUUUGUGUAUAGAGAAGUGUGGGGUAUGCGAAUGGUUUGCAUUCUUCCUCUAGUAGGUUUUGUAAUCCCAGGUAAAUCAUUUUUUGGGGGGUUGCUCCAUUACCUUUCCUUUUCCCCCCAAACACUCACUGUUCCAGAAACCACACAUAAUGUAGAAGACAUAGCACCUGCCAGGAAGCCGAGAGACAGGGCACUUCCAUUAAUCCAAAACUUUAAUCUUGUUGAAGAAAAGAAAUGUGUUUUAUUGUGAAAGAUUCAAAUUUUCUUUAUAAUGCUCUCCAAAGCUACUGAAAUAUGAGGUUAUAGUGUAUAUUUUUAUUUUUUCUCAACUUAAGGUAGCAACAUGGGGCAAACCAUUAAGACAUAAAAUUUCCUAAAGUUUUGAGUAUUUUUUUUUAGGUAGAGAAAUGCAAGAAAUGUAUAAAUGAUUUCUGUCUUUAACUUUUCAGAGCUUGAGAUGCAGCAUUAUGAAACUGGGUUUUAAAUAUUAGGACUAGGAAUAUGAUUAGUCACCAAUUAUAAUUACAAUUUAGCUGUCAAAUUGUAUUUUGCACUUUGGGUGUAUAUAUUUAGGUUAGAUUGACAGCACAACUGAGUUUUCUCUUAUCUAAACAUGACAAUAUAUUAGAUAUGUGAAAAUUCUUCUGUUUAAAAAUGUUUGUUAGUAGUGUAAUCAUUUUGAGGUAAGUUUCCCUCCUCCUCCUAAAUCCUUUGCAUUUUGCUGGCAUUGUACUGCUUAGAGGUCUCUCACUUAACCACUGGAACUCCACACUUGUAUCAGUUCAAUGCCAGGGGCAUAGAGAGACAAACAUUUAAGUAUUGGCAAACAUGGAAAAAGUUCUGAGUUAAGUUCCCUUACAUAGAGAGAAAAUGUGUGUCUAGAUCAGUAUCUUUUAAUCAAGAACAUUGUAAACUUUAACUUUCUUUAAAGGCACUUUGAUUUAUCCAAAGACUUUCUAGAUGUUUGGUUGCUUGUUCUUAGAACAACUGUGUUGAGGUCAGCUCUGUCAUUUUUACUAAAGAUCUGCUUGAUAUAUUUAUAUUGUAACAUUGUAAUAUUGCCAUUUUGCACAUUUUGGUCCUCAUAAACUAUGUCAUACUCAGAAUUGUUCAAUUGUGAUGUGCAGUGAGCUGAAAUGUCUUUUUUCUAAUUUCUAACCCACCAUAGGAUCUGUGGAAAGAAAGAGGCCUGCUGGAUUAGAACAUCACUUCUGACCAAAAUAUGGUAGCCCUUUCUUGUUCUGCAUUUCCAAAGCCAAGUUUAAAAUUACAUUUAUAUUUUUGCUAUUAUUAAUGUUGAUUUUGAAAAUAUUUCCUGAUUUAUUUGAAAGAAUGAUUGACUUAAAAUCACAGAAGAAAAUGGCAAUAUCUAUUGGAUGGUUUGAUAUGAUUUAAUGAUAUUAUGAAAGCAUUUAAGAGUAUUCAUUCUCUAAUUUAAUGUGAUACCUUCAUGCUUUGAAAAAUGUUCCACUUAAACUUUCAAAUAUUUGAUGGGAAUUAUCUCAGUUCAUAAUACUUUAAUUCUGCCUAAAUAAGGAUUUUAUAUUGCUUAUAGUAAAUUAAUACCUUAAUUCUGCUUAAAUAGAGUUUUAUAUUACAACUAAUAUAUAUUAAGUGCACUGCAUAUAAAGUGAAGGAGUUAUAAUCCAUUAGACCUUUGGUAUCUUUUGGCAUUAGUGUACCUUCUCCCAACACAUGGUUUAAUCUUCAUUCAUUACCAGAGUCCAGAGUGAAAUGUCUACUUAGUUAUUUAGUUAGAUUAUUAUUUCACAGUUAAAUACCAUUAAUUUCCCAUUGGUAUAUCAUUUUACACUUCAUGUCUUUUGAAGAAAACUAUAUGGAAAUAAAAAGUUGAUGCACCUAUACGUGGAGUAGGGAAAAUGCUUUCUCUUUCAAGUCCUGCCCAAAAGAAUUAGAGCCUCAGUGGGAAGGAGGAAGAGUGGGCUGUGAAGUGAAGUGCAUUUUGUCUGUUUUCAGCAGCAGCCCUACAAGCAUUCACUUGUUUACUUCUGCUCUGAAGACACAGGUGCAGUCUUAGUCACUCCGGCCACUUUAUUUAUUUAUUAUUUUUUUUUUUACCAUCCAUGUACAUUCCUUUCAUAUAGUUAGAAUUGUAGGUCUAGAAGUUCUCAUUUUGUUUUUGUGGUAAAGUUUGGAUACUAUUUAAUAUCAGGUUUUAAUAUUGCUGGAUUUGCAAUGUUUGGUUACUUGUGCAGUGUUGGAAGUAAUCCACAUUCUUGUUUACCAGAUAUAAGCUAAAGUAGUUUUGAAUAAUUAUAGCUGUUUAUUUGGCUGUGCUCAGUUAGUACAUCAGUCUUGUACUGUGUAACGGUAAAUUUUCUUUGUUUAGUAAAUGUUCACUUACCAAACUAUGAACUUCAGGAUGCGCUGAAAAUUUUCUUUUAGCAAUGGCUCAAAAAAAAGUUUCAGAAAUAACCUUUGUAAUAAUUUGCAAUUAAUUGUUCUUUUCUCUUUCAAUUGUUUAAGCCUGUGGUCUUUCUUCUCCCAACUAAGAAUUCUUCAAUAAAUUUAAGAAAUGCUUA
This is a messenger RNA of Dipodomys ordii (Ord's kangaroo rat), 9502 nucleotides long. RefSeq names its product A kinase (PRKA) anchor protein 11 (gene Akap11). The transcript is spliced from 12 exons. Gene Ontology annotation, biological process: intracellular protein localization. Gene Ontology annotation, molecular function: protein kinase A binding. Gene Ontology annotation, cellular component: cytoplasm. The record is from RefSeq and is a predicted model, not a curated record. The coding region runs from base 102 to 5789 and encodes 1895 amino acids. Lineage: Eukaryota; Metazoa; Chordata; Mammalia; Rodentia; Heteromyidae.